Xiphophorus couchianus (Monterrey platyfish) is the source of this 2680-nucleotide messenger RNA. It is a transcript of the gene cpeb3, whose product is annotated as cytoplasmic polyadenylation element binding protein 3. Gene Ontology annotation, molecular function: translation factor activity, RNA binding; mRNA regulatory element binding translation repressor activity; ribosome binding. The transcript has 10 exons. Gene Ontology annotation, cellular component: neuron projection; nucleus; synapse. The coding region runs from base 175 to 2511 and encodes 778 amino acids. Gene Ontology annotation, biological process: negative regulation of cytoplasmic translation. Lineage: Eukaryota; Metazoa; Chordata; Actinopteri; Cyprinodontiformes; Poeciliidae. The record is from RefSeq and is a predicted model, not a curated record.
CUUAAUUUAUUCGUGUAAAAGAUGCUGGAAGUGUAGCUUGAAAAAAAUGAAAGAAAGAAAGAAAAAGCUGACAAAUGUUUUUUUCUUUCUUUUUUUUAGGGAGUCGUUAACAAUAAACCAGAACUGUCAAGGUGUCUUUUCACCUUGCUGAAGGACAGCUGUAUUUACUGACGUAUGCAAAUGAGUGUCAGGGGAGGUCCUUAUGCGAGAAAAGGCACAGAAUCAGUUUCACAUUGCAGCUCUGAAGUUCCUGCGUGGAAGAAAAAACGAGACGUGGCGAAAUCUAGUGAUUAUCUACUGCCAUAUUCUUCGUGGGGAUUUAAGAGUCAUUUUGUUCUCCCUGGAAGGAAGGAAGUGUUUGUGUUUUAUUUUUUGAGGGCGAUCCAGUUUAAUGUUUUAUUCCCUUUCGGUUGCCGUAGGAGUUCUCUCUAUGAUCUCCCUAGAAAUAGAAAUCUUAAUUUUGACUCAAAGUGUUUGUUUCCCCCCGUCGCAGCUCAGCAAACCAUGCAGGAUGAUCUACUGAUGGACAAAAACAAAGCCCAGCCUCAUCAGCAGCAGCAAGACCCGACACAAGUAGACCCUCCUCCCUCCACGCCGACCCCGUCAUCGGAACCCACUUCAUCUUCAUCCGAGUCGGAGAGCCCGUCGACCGGCAGCAGCCAAGCGGCUUCCGCGCUGAGCAACAGCGGCAGUGGCGGCGGCAAGGACCGAGUCCCGAUGGAGUCGCCGAUCCUGCCCGGGCUGGGCUUCCACCAGCACCCGCUUCAGGAGCCCGGCGGACCCCUUGGUUCCCCUCCGUCGUCGUUCGGGAGCACUUGGUCCACGGGGACCACGAACGCCGUGGAGGACAGCUUUUUCCAGAGAGUACCGUCGGUGAAUGGGACGAUGCUUUUCCAGAACUUCCCGCACGUCAACCCGGUGUUUGGGGGGAAUUUCUCCCCGCAAAUCGGGCUUUCUCAGCAGCAGCAGCAGCAGCAGCGGAGAUCCCCGGUCAGUCCCAGCCAAGGCCCCUUUCCCCAGAGAAACGCUUACCAGACCAUCAUGAACAACAGCAAGGGGACCUCGUCGUCUUCCCCGGCUUCCUCCUCCGCCUGGAAUAACCACCAGAACGCCGGGUGGAGCACCGCGUCCAACCCGUGGAGCGGGCUGCAGCCGGGCAGAGACCCGCGCCGAGCCGUGGGCGUCGGGGUCGGGGUUGGGGUCGGAGUGCCGUCUCCGCUCAACCCCAUCUCCCCGAUGAAGAAGCCUUACACCAGCAAUGUCAUAGCGCCCCCCAAAUUCCCGAGACCCGGCGGUCCUCUGGCUCAAAAGCCCUGGAUGGAGGACAGCGCGUUCAGGGCCGACAACAGCAACAACAUACUGCCUUUCCAGGACCGGAAUCGGCCCUUUGAUCCUUUUAACUUGAACUCUUUGGAGAAUCCCUUAAUGGAUAUGAUAAAGACUGACCAUGACAAAGGUAAACCACACCCGGCCGGCUGUCCACCAGUGACUAUUGCCGAUAUUAUAUGGAGGAAUCAUUUUGCAGGGCGGAUUGGACUCAACUUUCACCAUCCUGGAGCAGAACACAUAUUGCCCCUGAAUACAGGCCGGAGCUAUGGCCGCCGACGAGGUCGUUCCUGUCUUUUCCCCUUUGAGGAUGGUUUCCUUGACGACGGCCACGGUGACCCCUCCCUGACCCCGGGCCUGAACUCGCCGACCCGCUGUCAGAACGGCGAGAGGAUGGAGCGCUACUCCAGGAAAGUGUUUGUCGGAGGUCUUCCUCCUGACAUAGAUGAAGAUGAAAUCACCAACAGUUUCCGCCGCUACGGGCACCUGGUGGUGGAUUGGCCCCACAAAGCUGAAAGCAAAUCCUACUUCCCACCUAAAGGUUACGCCUUCCUGCUUUUCCAGGAAGAGGCUUCAGUCCAGGCGUUGAUCGACGCCUGCAUUGAGGAGGACGGGAAGCUCUACCUGUGUGUGUCCAGUCCCACCAUCAAGGACAAACCAGUCCAGAUCCGUCCCUGGAACCUGGGCGACAGCGACUUCGUCAUGGACGGCUCCCAGCCUCUGGAUCCCCGCAAAACCAUCUUCGUUGGGGGAGUUCCCCGGCCCCUGCGUGCAGUGGAGCUAGCGAUGAUCAUGGACCGGCUGUACGGAGGCGUUUGCUACGCCGGCAUCGACACGGACCCGGAGCUGAAAUAUCCGAAGGGAGCCGGGCGCGUGGCGUUCUCCAACCAGCAGAGCUACAUCGCCGCCAUCAGCGCCCGCUUUGUCCAGCUGCAGCACAACGACAUCGACAAAAGGGUGGAGGUGAAGCCGUAUGUUCUGGACGACCAGAUGUGCGACGAGUGCCAGGGCGCGCGCUGUGGCGGCAAGUUCGCCCCGUUUUUCUGUGCCAACGUCACCUGCCUGCAGUACUACUGCGAGUUCUGCUGGGCCAGCAUCCACUCCCGGGCCGGCCGUGAGUUCCACAAGCCGCUGGUGAAGGAGGGCGGCGACCGCCCUCGACACGUCUCCUUCCGCUGGAGCUGAGGGCGGCGGGCCAGCGGGGUCAGCAGGGAUCACGGAUCUGCACUAUCCUCAACCCAGAUGAAGAAGGACAAAUGAAAACAGCUCCCGCCGGCUCCACCCGACGUGGGAAAAAAAGCGAAACGGAUCAGAUUCUCGGUUCUGAACUCGUUGUCAAAGCUUUGUGGGGGGG